UCAACAGAACGGAAGAAAUUAAAUGGUGAUGCGCCUUCUACUGAGCAAAGAUUGAGAAAGAAACCCAAGCUAAUAGAAACUAAUGUAUGGAGCAAAUUACAAUUACAGAUAUCACUUUGGAAUUCUGUAUGAUUUCCUUUUUCUUUCUUGAACUGUACAUAAUAAGAAGAUCAUAUCCCCCAAAAGGAACAACAACGAGGAUUACUAUAACACAGAGGGAGUAGCAAUGAUAGCAAAACGGAGACAAUAUUUUGCUAUCCUUCUCUUCAUUUAUCUCCUCUUCUGUUUGUCUCAGUUUGCUAUAUCCCAACAUUCAUGGAAUACAAAUUUCAGUCGUUUAAAUUCUACUGCCGGACUUUCCUCUUUAUGGAUCAACAGGCCAUCUCUUCUGAUAAAUUCCACCGAGGACUUCUAUGGGUCGACACCCAUACUUCUGCGAGGAACUGCCGGCCCACGAUUCCUCUGUGGCUUCUACUGUAAUUACAAUGCCACAGAAUGCUUUCUUGGUGUCCUCUUGUUCCACAACAGAUCCGACGGGCAGAACGAUAUCAUAAAUUUUCCCCAGUUAGUUUGGUCUGCUAAUAGGAACCAUCCAGUGAAAGCCAAUGCAACCUUGCAACUAGGCCGAGAUGGCAAUUUGGUCUUGGCAGACUCUGAUGGCACUCUUGUUUGGUCCACUAAUACUACUGGCAAAUCUGUUUCAGGCUUAAACUUGACAGAAAGAGGGAAUCUUAUGCUAUUUGAUAAGAGAAAACGCGCAAUUUGGCAGUCUUUUGAUCAUCCAACGGAUUCUUUGCUUCCAGGGCAGAGUUUAGUUCGCGGGCAGAAGCUCGUAGCAAGCAUUUCAGCAUCCAAUCGGAGUCAAGGUUUGCUUUCUCUUACUAUUCUCAAUGGAAGCUGGGCCACUUACACAGAUACUGACCCACCUCAGUAUUACUACACUUCAACUUACUCUGAUAGUCCUUACUUCAGUUUUGAUGGUCAAACCCUUACUGCUUUACAGUAUCCUCCUACAUCGACGGCUCAAUGCAUGAAGCUUGAGCCCGAUGGACAUUUAAGGGUAUACCAAUGGGCCGUAAUUGACUGGAAAGAGGUAUCUGACAUUUUGAUGCCAGAUGCAGGAAACUGUGGGUACCCAAUGGUGUGUGGAAGAUAUAGCAUUUGUACAAAUAACGGGCAAUGUACUUGUCCGCAAGAGGAAAAUUUCUUCAGGCCUCUUUCUGACAGGAAACCAGAUCUUGGAUGUUCACAGAUGAAAGAGGUUAACUGCGACUCUUCGCGGUAUCAUAGUUUCGUAGAGCUUAAGGAUACUGUAUAUUUUGCAUUUAAGUUCAGUCAUGAACUAAGUUCGAGCAUAUUUUGGCUUGAGGGGAAAAAGUUGGAAGAAUGCAAAAGGGCAUGUCUGAGUAACUGUUCUUGCAAAGCAGCUGUUUUUGAAAAUGAUUGGGAUUCUAAUCGAAUAGGAAGUUGUUUGUUACUGAAUGAAGUCUUCUCUCUCAUAGACAAUGAAGGAGGAAGAGGCAAGACAAUAUUUCUUAAGGUGCAGAAUUCCUCAAUGGCGCUGACUCAGUCUCCAAUCAUUCCUGGAGGAAAGAAAUCAAGACCUUUUAAAGUGAUAAUAGGAGCUACUCUUGCAGCUUUGUUCGGGAUAAUUUUAAGCAUCAGUACUUGCUUUGUUCUGUUCAAAAAGAGGACAGAUAGGUCCCGCAAGGCUGGGUAUUUGCUGGAUCUAGAACCAAUCUUACCUGGAAUGCUAACUCGAUUCUCUUACAAUGACUUGAAAAUAAUUACAGAAGAUUUCAGCAAAAAGCUUGGGGAAGGAGGAUUUGGCUCUGUAUAUGAAGGAACACUGAGUAAUGGAACCAAAAUAGCUGUGAAGCAUCUGGAUGGUGUAGGUCAAGUAAAAGAAUCAUUCUUAACAGAGGUAAACAUAGUUGGUGGCAUUCACCAUGUCAAUUUGGUAAAACUCAUUGGAUUUUGUGCCGAGAAAAGCCACAGGCUUCUAAUCUACGAUUACAUGGUAAAUGGAUCAUUGGAUAGGUGGAUUUCCCAUGAAAAACAAGAAAACGGGCUUACAUGGCUUACAAGGCAAAAGAUAAUAUCAGAUAUUGCCAAAGGGUUAGCUUAUUUACAUGAGGAUUGCAGCCAGAAGAUAAUUCAUUUGGACAUCAAACCACAAAAUAUCCUUCUGGAUCAACAUCUCAAUGCUAAGAUAUCUGAUUUUGGGUUGUCAAAACUAAUCGAGAAAGACAAAAGCAAAGUUGUAACUAGAAUGAGAGGAACACCAGGGUAUCUUGCUCCUGAAUGGUUGAGCUCGAUAAUCACUGAGAAAGUUGAUGUGUAUGCGUUUGGAAUUGUGCUCUUGGAAAUUCUCUGUGGGCGAAAGAAUUUGGAUUGGUCCGAGGCUGAUGAAGAAGAUGUCCAUUUGCUUAGAGUUUUUAGGAGAAAAGCAGAAGAAGAGGAGCUCAUGGAUAUGGUUGACAAAAACAACGAGGAUAUGCAGCUCCAUAAAGAAGAAGUGACAGAAAUGAUGAGCAUUGCUGCGUGGUGUCUUCAGGGAGAUUACACCAAGAGGCCUUCAAUGACAUUGGUGGUUAAGGCACUGGAAGGUUUGGUGUCUGUCGAAUCCAACUUGGAUUACAAUUUCACAAACGUACCUCAGGUUGGGGCAGACAACCAACAGAGGGAAGCCACUAUCAGUAUGAAAUUGGCUUCAGUUUUAUCUGGACCAAGGUAAACAGUAAGCUUAAGAUUUUGUCUUCAAAACCAAUUUAUGGAUGUGUAAUGUCAAUAUUAUAAGAUUUCCAACGUAUAACUUUUUUUUGGUGUGUGAGAUUAAAAUUCAUGAAAUGUAAUGUUAAUAACUUCUGCAUUAGAUUUUUGAGCCUCAUGUUUCUAUCAUGUAGAGGCUCCUUAAAUGGUAUGAGGCAGUAAAUAUAAUACUGUGUCGUUGCAGCUACUCAA
This is a messenger RNA of Nicotiana tabacum (common tobacco), 2964 nucleotides long. RefSeq names its product G-type lectin S-receptor-like serine/threonine-protein kinase SD2-5. Lineage: Eukaryota; Viridiplantae; Streptophyta; Magnoliopsida; Solanales; Solanaceae. The record is from RefSeq and is a predicted model, not a curated record. Gene Ontology annotation, molecular function: ATP binding; protein serine/threonine kinase activity. Gene Ontology annotation, biological process: protein phosphorylation.